AUGGACGAGAUUCGCAAGAUUCCGCCCGUCACCCGGUCCCUUUUGGGCGCCACCGGCCUCGUCACUAUCCCCUGCCUCCUCGCCAUCAUGACGCCCUACAAGAUCAUGCUCAGCUGGCCCCUCGUCACGCGCAGGUACGAGAUAUACCGCAUCCUCACCUCCUUCUUCUUUGGCGGACAGGGCCUCGCCUUUCUCUUCGACUCGUUCCUCCUCUUCCGCAACUCUUCGGAUCUCGAGCUAUCGCAUUUUGCGCGUCGCACCGCCGACUAUGCAUGGAGCCUGAUCGUCAUGGGCGCCGCCAUCCUCGCCACAAAUUACCCGCUCCAGUCGCCCGUCCUCUUCAGCCCCAUGCUCAACGCCCUCACCUACCUCUGGUCGCGCACCAACCCGGACGGUCGCGUCUCGUUCUUCGGAUUCAUCACCAUCCCUGCACCCUGGCUGCCGUACGCCUACCUCUUCCUCGACCUCGUCCGCGGCGGACCUUCGCUGAUGAUUCAGUCGGGCACCGGCAUCAUCUCGGCGCACCUUUACUGGCUCCUUGCCGAGAUCUGGCCGGCCACCAAUGGAGGCCGCGGACCCCGGCUCCUCGAAACGCCCGCGCUGCUGCGCCGACUCCUUCCGGACAGCCAGGAUCCUAGCAUGGCAGGGCAGAACAUUGGCGACCGUCAGGGCAGGCGCACCGGCGCCGGCACAGCCUGGAACGCUGCAACGAGGGGAAAUCGGCUCGGAGACGGUGUCGCAAGACAGCAGGGGCCCGGUCUCUGGACCUCGAUCCGUAGAUCAAUUCCUUCGCCGGGCUGGAACGGUCUCGGCAUCUGGAGGAGGCCGAGGGACACUUCUGCCAGAGCUGGUACAGGACCGGACCGCGAGGCGAUGCUGGCGGCCGCGGAACGGAGACUGCGUGCGCAGCAAGCCAACUCAAUCGUCGGCCGCAACCUCUCUUCGUCCUUGUCCUCGGCCUCCACCGCGCAGGUGCCUCGACCGCAACCGGCGGGGUCCAACGCAGAUGCCACCUCGUCGAGCUCGGUCAAUGCUCGCGCCUCGAACCCAUCCGCUUCUGCCGCGGUGAGGCGGACAGCAGCAGCGUCCGGCCAGGGCAACGUCAUCGGCUUUGGACAGCUGCGAGACAGCAGCGCAAAGCCAGAGGACGGCGAAGAGGACCAUUCGAGCUCGGGAGGAAGGGUGGCGGAAAAGCGACGAAAGGCGCCCACGCCGGACUCGUCGUCGGAAGAGGAGAGGCGCCAGCAGCAGGCGGCGCAGCAGCGCCACCAGUGGGGCGCCGCCGGCAGGAAGCUGGGCGAGUGA
Pseudozyma flocculosa PF-1 is the source of this 1305-nucleotide messenger RNA. RefSeq lists its product as uncharacterized. The record is from RefSeq and is a predicted model, not a curated record. Gene Ontology annotation, cellular component: Hrd1p ubiquitin ligase ERAD-L complex; endoplasmic reticulum membrane. Gene Ontology annotation, molecular function: misfolded protein binding; ubiquitin-specific protease binding. The transcript has 2 exons. Bases 1 to 1305 code for a protein of 434 amino acids. Gene Ontology annotation, biological process: endoplasmic reticulum unfolded protein response. NCBI's taxonomy places the organism in Eukaryota, Fungi, Basidiomycota, Ustilaginomycetes, Ustilaginales, Ustilaginaceae.